AUGAAAGUAUGAUAAAUCAUCAUAAUAUUAUGCCAUGGCUAUUUCUUCUUAUCCGUAAGUCAGAGCCCAGAAGCUCCAUCAUGCCUUUUUCGCUCCUGACCACAAUCCCACAGACUCUUUCUCCAUUAAAACCAUUCCCCCUCUGCUGCCGCACUGUACAGUUAAAAUCCCCACGACAACUAGUCCGUUCACAUUCACACACACCUCUCAGAGCUAUACAAAGCUGGGUCCAAGGUUCGAUUCCCCAAAGCCUGGCAUCUGCUCUGGUAGCCAUUAUAAUUGCCACCAAUGUAAAUUCUGUCUCCUCUUUGUCAGAAGAUGCAUUUUCAGACAUCCCACAGACUCUAUCAGGUGCAGACAAAGGUCCGAGGAUCCAAAAACCCAAAUCACGGAAAGCAGAGUCAUGUACAAUAAAGUGUGUGGUCACUUGUAUCAGAGGGGGUGCUGGUUCUCCUGGUGAAGGCCCCCUCAAUGUCAGAAGACCUCUUGUUGUUUUCAAAGAUGGUUUCAGGACUCGACAAUACUGUCUGACUGAAUGUUCAGAUAUCUGCAACUUGAUUGAAGAUGGCGAGGAUGGUCCAUAGCGUCUACUUAAUGAGUUAAAAGCUUUAGAAGAGUACAAAAUGAGAUGUUCAUUUGGCAAAACCAUAGUUUAUAUGACAGGGUAUUUGUGCAAAAGCACAUUUUGUACCAGAGUUUUCUCACAGAGAUUUUUACCUGGUGGAUGCAACAUUAAUGUGGGUAAUUUACAUGCUCGAUAACUGGAUGGAAUUAGGAUUUUCUUCCAAAUUGUAAAACACUGUUAUUCUUUGAGCGGAAGAAUGAAUCAAGAGCUCAAGAAAAUA
Messenger RNA from Cryptomeria japonica (Japanese cedar), 845 nucleotides. RefSeq lists its product as uncharacterized. Lineage: Eukaryota; Viridiplantae; Streptophyta; Pinopsida; Cupressales; Cupressaceae. Bases 9 to 584 code for a protein of 191 amino acids. The transcript is spliced from 4 exons. The record is from RefSeq and is a predicted model, not a curated record.